This is a messenger RNA of Aspergillus alliaceus, 1812 nucleotides long. RefSeq lists its product as uncharacterized. Bases 1 to 1812 code for a protein of 603 amino acids. Lineage: Eukaryota; Fungi; Ascomycota; Eurotiomycetes; Eurotiales; Aspergillaceae. The record is from RefSeq and is a predicted model, not a curated record. The transcript is spliced from 2 exons.
AUGGCCAACAAAACGCCCUUCGCGAGGCUUCACAGCCAGACUAUUAGGUCAAAAAAUACCGCUGCUCCUAUGCAGCAGGGUGCUGUGUAUGAGCUACGUAAUCUUGAUGAUCUGCCGUCGUCGCAAGCUAUCUCGUUGAGUGAACUUUGCACGAAGUCAGGAACUCGAAAUAAAGGUAGUAAAUCUUGGAAGCCUUUGCAACUGGAGGAGACCGAGGACGAUAGUAGCAAAGAUAGCAAAAGUCCCGCGGCCUUCUUCGGAAUUGGUCAAAAUAAGCCUCGCUCUCGUUUGUCUGCCCUCCACCGCGCCAAUAGCGGGGAGUGCAAUCUGAAUAAACACACCGAAGAAGCUUUAAUACCAUCUCGUUUCCAAUCACAGGGGUACAGCUACACGCACGAAGAACAGUGUGAAGAAAAACCAAGGCAGAAGAAUGCGAACACAAUUCACUUUCAAGGGAACCCUCUCAGCUAUUCCCAAAGCUACAGCUUCCCCUAUUCUUAUUCACACCCCCAGCAGCGUAGCUGCAUAUCGGAGAGCCCCUUCCUCAGCAGUGACGGAUAUCACAACCCAGAGCACCUUCCCUGGCCGACGGACCUACCUUCGAUCUCCAACGAGUUAUCUUAUGUGGGUGCACCGCAGCCUAAUCUAUAUUACCAGAGCUUCAUGGCUGGAGGCAACAUGACGGCGGACUCUUCCUUUAAUAUCUACAGCGCCAGCUUCGACCAUCCUGAUAAUCAAUCUCCUUAUGAAUCGGUGCCUGCUCGUUAUGACCAAGCUGAUGCUCAUGAGGGCUUCUCAGCAGUACAUUCGUUUAUCCCUGACCUACAUGAUCAAUCGAGAAAUCUUUCCUCAAUUUCAGGGGAUCCCUCGCUAAAUGCACCUUCUGGGUGUGCUCUGAGAACUCACGCAAUGGAGUGCCAGUCAGAUACGUCGACUUUCUCCCGGGCUCAGCCCUUGAAUAAUACCAAUUCCCAGAACGUGCCUCGUAUUGAGCCCUCAGUAGCUGAAUGCUCUUAUAAUGAUGCUAGAAGUUGGGCUGAAGGAGAGAAGCACAAGGAACUCAAAGAUACUGUCGGACAGAAAGCUGAAGGUGAAUCAGCAGCCAAACAGGAAUUUGACACAGAUGAAUUCGCAGACACACGAAUGUUGCUCCAGAAUCGAUCCGUCGAAUCAAGCGCUGAAAAUGCCCUGGAUUCUGAGGGCAUGAGCCAUCAGAAACCAUCGCUGACCUUGGGCAAUACAUGGUGCGAUUUUACUGAAAGAUGGAAGGCGAACUCAGCAGUCAGUAUUCCAGGACACCUUAAUCUAGUGGUUAGCAAACGAAUAAGGCCUCCGCCUGGGCUCUCCGAGCCAGUGGCGCAUAGUUCAACAGCCUGGCCUUCAAUUUCCAGGAAUGAUCCCCUCUUGACUCAAACAAGACUUGACGAAGCGGACAAUUGGUUCCACAAAGAUAGCUGGUGCCAGGGGCAACUUCGAGAGCAAGUCAAAGACAUUGCCCAGAACUAUGCUGAAAGAAUUGAACGGGUCAGUGGUGCGUCACAUGUGAGUGUAGCGGCGAAACAAAUGAGUUUACUUAUAGGCAACAUCGUCGUUAAUCUACACUCUUACGUCGCUGAGAGCUCUUCAAGAGAUCCACUGGGUUUCACAGGCUUUGGAGGUGUGCAAAGUUGUUAUUGCGAACCAAGCCUUGGCGGACGUUGCAGUUACUUCGAUCGAGAUCCCUCGGUAGGACAUUGGAGGCUUCCUUUGGGUCGGGCUCUUUCGAUUAUGAGCAACAGAUCAGAGUCAAGCUUGUCUUCGACUUACGCCUAA